Molecule: messenger RNA, 2673 nt
Organism: Rhododendron vialii
Lineage: Eukaryota; Viridiplantae; Streptophyta; Magnoliopsida; Ericales; Ericaceae
Exons: 10
Coding region: 470-2458 (662 amino acids)
Molecular function (GO): GTP binding
Source: RefSeq, a predicted model, not a curated record
UGCAAAAGAGGUAUUCGUUGCUCUGUGAAACCCCUCUCUCGCAGAGACAAACGAAUUCCAAAUUUCCAUCCCCUCCUCCCUCUCUCGCUAUCCCCCUCCGGCGAACAUCUCUCUCACACCAGCCUUCCACCCGGAAACCUUCUCUCUCCCAAACCGUGUGAAACCCUCUUCCCACCAGAAGCACCACUGAACCGCCAUCAUCGGCGUCCUCCGCCACCCACCGCUACCUCCGCCCCGCAGUCCACCUCCGUCACUACCGCACAUCCAUUUCUUGAUACUUGGUGCAAUAUAGCCUCUCUAAUCCAUAUGCAAUUGAAGAAGAACCAUCUUAUUUUCAGUAACUGUCCAGUUAGCUUAUGCGCAUAUGAACUAAUCCUACCAGUCCCACCGUCCACUCGCGGGGCCGAUUAAAUCCGGACCAGUCUCACCAUCUAUGUAGACAUCUUCUGUGAUAACAGCUGAUUUUGGGAUGUUUCACUCGUGGGUUCGAGCCCGUUUACCCCAAAAGAUUCGCAGUGGUUAUGGUAUCAUCUCUAGCACUGCUACUCAACACAACCAUGUCGGUGCUUCAACUCCCAGAUUAUACAAUGGCAGGGCACUCUUGAACGCUACUCUGGAUUAUGGGUGUAUCCAACAUGGAUAUUUGCUAAAGAGGAUUGGUGCAAAUGGCAUUGGAAAAACACAUCCGGGUUUGGUUAAUUGCAACUUGAUAUCAUUUGCAUUUCAAAACACUGGUGGGUUUUGCACCUUGUCGGCCCGAGCAACCAAGGAUGCGUUGUUGGAUGUCUGUGUUCCGGGCAAUGAUGGGAGAAGUGACUUUGAGGAAUUCUUUCCUGGCUUUGAAGAUGAUGCUGUUGUUGAGAAACCAAAACUUACGAGUGAUAGGAAGAAGUCAGUUGAUUUCACAAAAGUUGAUAUUAACUUGCUACCUACGGUAGUUCUCAUAGGGCGGCCAAAUGUAGGCAAGUCAGCUCUGUUUAAUCGUUUAAUACGACGGAGAGAGGCUCUUGUGUACAAUACUCCUACUGCUCAUGUUACACGGGACAUACGAGAAGGGAUUGCCAAAUUGAGUGAUUUACGGUUCAGGGUGUUGGAUUCGGCUGGCUUAGAAGCGGAGGCUUCCUCUGGCUCUGUUCUUAGAAGAACUGCAGAAAUGACUGGAAAUGUGUUGGCAAGGUCUCAAUUCGCUCUCUUCCUCAUAGAUGCAAGAGAUGGACUGCAGCCCAUGGAUUUGGAUGUUGGAAAGUGGUUGCGCAAGCAUGCACCUGGAAUCAAGCCCAUAGUAGUGAUGAAUAAAUCCGAGUCACUUGAUGAUGGUGCUGGAUCUAUUGCUGCUGCUGCUGGUGAAGCUCAUAUGUUAGGGUUUGGGGAUCCUAUUGCUCUCUCUGCUGAGACUGGAUUGGGUAUGACGGAACUUUAUGAAGCACUAAAGCCAUUGCUUGAGGACCAUAUGCUUCGGGUCGUAAAUGAUGCAGGUUAUCAGGAGGAAGCUUCCAUUGAGGAGGAGGAGGAGUCUAAGUUGCCGCUACAACUGGCGAUUGUAGGAAGACCAAAUGUUGGGAAGUCUACCUUGCUAAACACACUAUUACAAGAAGAUCGUGUUCUCGUCGGACCAGAAGCUGGUUUGACCAGAGAUUCAGUUAGAGCUCAGUUUCAAUAUCGAGACAGAACUAUAUAUUUGGUUGACACUGCUGGUUGGCUGGGCAGGACAAAGCAGGACAAAGGACCAGCAUCUUUGAGCAUUAUGCAAUCAAGAAAAAACCUUAUGAGGGCUCAUGUAGUUGCUUUGGUCCUUGAUGCUGAAGAGAUAGCAAAAACUAGGAGGAGCAUGAAGCAUGCUGAAGUUGUUAUAGCCAGACGAGCAGUGGAAGAAGGGCGUGGUUUGGUCGUUAUUGUGAACAAGAUGGAUCUUCUUAAAGGGAAAUUGCAUGAAAAUGUGGUCAAAGCGGUUCCUGAAGAAGUGCAGACUGUAUUACCCCAGGUUUGUCAGUUCAAAAUUCUUAAGGUGACAGGAAUACCAGUUGUUUUCGUUUCAGCAUUGGAGGGAAGGGGUCGGACACCUUUGAUGCGCCAGGUAAUCAGCACCUAUGAGAAAUGGUGUUCAAGGUUGCCAACCGCUCGCCUUAACCGUUGGUUGUGCAAGGUAAUGAGCAGACAUUCUUGGAAAGACAACGCUGGUCAACUGAAAAUCAAAUAUUUCACUCAGGUGAAAGCCCGGCCACCUACUUUCGUGGCCUUUGUUAGUGGAAAAGCACAGCUCUCAGAUACGGACCUUAGGUUCUUAACCAACUCUUUGAAGGAAGAUUUUGAUUUGGGUGGGAUUCCGGUGCGGAUCAUGCAGCGUGCUGUUGUGAAAAAUUCCAAAGGUAGUAGCAGCAGCAGUAAAGGCAAGAGCUUCCAAUCUGCUGGAAGAGUGAAUGAAAGAAUGGCUUCUGACAAGAGAGAGAUCCUCAGUUAAGAUAAGGAACAAAAACAUCACCAACUCAAAACAAUGCUGUUUUUUUUCUGUCUUUUUAAAAAAAAAAAGUUAUUGUACAAUUAUUAGAUUGUUAGGUAUAGCCGAGCCUGAUCUACCGAGAUCGAGCUGAGCAUAUGGUCUUGCUAUUGUAUAAGAUUUUUUACACAAGAAGAAUACAUGAUUAGAAAUAUGAAAGCAAUCUAUUUGAAUUUGCA